CAUAGAUACCAUCUAAGCUCACUGCGACGGGAAUCUACACUCACGCUGCGGCCGCAUCGAUCGAUCUGCAGACCGAUCAGAAGCUAAGCAGCAGGAGGCCAGACGUGCAGCGCCAAGCCAGCCAAUGCAAGCCCCUUCACUCUUUCUCAUCCCAUCACCAAACCCUAGGGAAACCCGACCCGACCCUAUCGUCCAAACCCAUUUUGCGCCCAAUCCCCACCCAUGGCCCAAAACAAAUCCCUUUGAAGCAGCUCCAGAAACGCACUACCGUAAUGGAAAUUCUUCCAGGCGACCGACCGCUGGACAUGAGGGGGUAUUCGGAGAACCGGUAUCCGGGAAGGGUAUCGAUGAGAAAGAGAGGAACAAGGAGCUUAACAGUGACGGAGAGGUAAAAGCCUAGGAAAAGCCGUAGAAACACCGCGCAUACCAAAUAAUCGGGGGCCGCAGAGAGGA
Messenger RNA from Trematosphaeria pertusa, 453 nucleotides. RefSeq lists its product as uncharacterized. NCBI's taxonomy places the organism in Eukaryota, Fungi, Ascomycota, Dothideomycetes, Pleosporales, Trematosphaeriaceae. The transcript has a single exon. Bases 125 to 400 code for a protein of 91 amino acids. The record is from RefSeq and is a predicted model, not a curated record.